UCCCGCGAAAGUUCCGUGUCCUCGCGAGAAGCAGCGGCUCGGGGCGUCUACGCGGACGAACGGAAGUGUAGGUGUCGGUCUGAGACAUCGCCGCCAAGCUGGGAACCGGGGAGAUGGCCGAGACGGACCCCAAGACGGUGCAGGACCUCACGUCGGUGGUGCAGACGCUUCUGCAGCAGAUGCAAGAUAAAUUCCAGACCAUGUCCGACCAGAUCAUCGGGAGGAUCGACGACAUGAGCAGCCGCAUCGACGACCUGGAGAGGAACAUCGCAGACCUCAUGACCCAGGCCGGGGUGGAGGAGCUGGAAGGCGAGAACAAGAUACCUGCCACACACAAGAGUUGAGGGUUGCUGGGCGUUUGCACUGCCGUCCACAGCACCGGAUCCCUGG
Molecule: messenger RNA, 390 nt
Organism: Ochotona princeps (American pika)
Lineage: Eukaryota; Metazoa; Chordata; Mammalia; Lagomorpha; Ochotonidae
Gene: HSBP1
Product: heat shock factor binding protein 1
Exons: 4
Coding region: 114-344 (76 amino acids)
Biological process (GO): cellular heat acclimation
Cellular component (GO): nucleus; cytosol
Molecular function (GO): transcription corepressor activity
Source: RefSeq, a predicted model, not a curated record